AUGACAAUUGGGCAGAUCUUUGCUUACAUCAAGCAGGAAUAUGCCAAGGAAGCUUCUUUUGACUGCAUAGCCACAAUUGAUGAUGUUGAGCGUGACAGUGCAUGGUACUAUAUUGCCUGCGGCGGUUGUCAAACUAAGGCCACCAGAGGUCCUUCUUCGUUGAUGUGCGCCAAGUGUGGCAACACUAACGUUUCUGGUGUAGCGAAAUAUCUCGCAAAGAUCUCUGUCUACGACAAUAAUGACCAGGCUGUUUUCAUCCUACUUGGUGAUGCAGGAACUGAGUUGACAGGGAAGCAAGCGGCAGAAUUGGUUGACAACUACUUUGAGGCAAAUCAAGAACUUGGUGCUGGCCAUCAGAUGCCUGCCCCCCCCCCCCAAGCUUUAAUUGACACCAUUGGACAAACUCAUAAGUUCAGGGUCAAGGUGUCUAACCUCAACUUCAGCGGCAAGAUUCAGGCUAUAACUGUUACUAAGGUUUUCUCACCAGAGAUUCUGCCACCUGUGCCAACUCUAACUGAAAUCCCACUUGAUGCGGAAGAUGAAGUUUCUUUGGCUACUGCAAGUGUCGUUGAUGGGUCUGGAAUCAAUGCUGAUGAUGGAAAUGAAAGUAGCAGUAAAAGGGAUGAAUCACAGAAGGCUAAGCGUCCUAAACAUGGCAACUAG
Messenger RNA from Brassica napus (rape), 663 nucleotides. RefSeq lists its product as uncharacterized. The record is from RefSeq and is a predicted model, not a curated record. Gene Ontology annotation, biological process: DNA replication; DNA recombination; DNA repair. The transcript is spliced from 4 exons. Bases 1 to 663 code for a protein of 220 amino acids. Gene Ontology annotation, cellular component: nucleus. Gene Ontology annotation, molecular function: DNA binding. NCBI's taxonomy places the organism in Eukaryota, Viridiplantae, Streptophyta, Magnoliopsida, Brassicales, Brassicaceae.